Molecule: messenger RNA, 10871 nt
Organism: Lethenteron reissneri (Far Eastern brook lamprey)
Lineage: Eukaryota; Metazoa; Chordata; Hyperoartia; Petromyzontiformes; Petromyzontidae
Product: 1-phosphatidylinositol 4,5-bisphosphate phosphodiesterase eta-2-like
Biological process (GO): phosphatidylinositol metabolic process; phosphatidylinositol-mediated signaling; release of sequestered calcium ion into cytosol
Molecular function (GO): calcium ion binding; phosphatidylinositol-4,5-bisphosphate phospholipase C activity
Source: RefSeq, a predicted model, not a curated record
GGCGAGAGUUUUAGAGAGAGAGAGGGGAGUUUGUAAGAGCGCAGCUGUGUGAGGGUUGUCUGUCUGUCUCUCUGUGCGCUCACUCACAGAGAGCCCAGACCGGCCCUGUCCGACCGGACGGCUGAUCCGAGACGGUCACGUCACCAUCAGUCGGAGGAGCUGCUUGGCCCCUCGUGUGACCUGUCGCUCGUUUGCUGAGCGAGACAAAAACGAGGCCAGCUCCAGCGGCUGCCACGGCACCACCAGGCGAAGCGUCGUGAAUCUGCCGACCGACGGUGAUAGCUUCUUCGCCGGCUCAAGACAACCUGCUUGGAUUACGUCCGCAUUUGUCAUCGUCCGUGGUGCUUACUGCCCGCUCCAGUUAACCAAAGUGCCACUCUACGCUCCUUUUCCCGGUUUAACGACUUGGCGCCCACUGAGCAACAAGAAGAGGAUUAUACAAAUCUAAUCUUCCAGGUUGCCAUCGCAAGCAGCCUUCGCCAAUCUUCCACACGACGACGAGCCGGCCCUUCGGUGUUUUUUCCUGGAGCCCUGCGGAUGCAAAGUCAACAUUUUUUUUACUUUUCCAUUCCAGCUUUUCGGUUAAUGUCGAUAUUAUUAUUAUAAUAAAAUUUUUUUUGUGGAAAUUCGAAUCCCUUCGUACGUACGAAACAAAAUUAACACCCUCCGCGGAGGAGGUGGAGAAAUGGCCCUCAAGAGCGAGGAUGCGGGGACGAGCUACGCGAAGAUGGUCUCGGAUGAAAAUCUCUUCACGGGUUUUCUCGAGGAAGCCCUGGCCCCAAAGCAGCCCUCUGCGCGCAGGGCCACCAUGCCGUCGGAGCGGCUCACCUCACCCACGGACGUGGAGGACGACGACCCCGUCCGGGAGGGCGCGUCCGCCAGCGGCUUCGACGAGAGGGCCUCGGGGAAGACGCUCGGAGCGCCGUCCCCUCUGCGGUACUCCAGGCACUUCCUGUCCGACAACAGCAUUUUUCACGUGGAGAAGUCUCUGACGGCGAUGCAGUCGGGGACGCAGAUGAUCAAGCUCAAAGGGGGCCCGAAGGGCCUUCCCCGCCUCUAUUACCUGGACGAGCAGCGCAGCUGCAUCCGCUGGAGGCCCUCGAGGAAACAGGAGAAAGCAAAAAUCGCCAUCGACUCCGUGCGGGAGGUGUGCGAGGGCCGCAACUCGGAGAUCUUCCAGCGCUACCCGGAGGGCUCCUUCGACCCGGCGUGCUGCCUCUGCAUCUACCACGGCUCGCACACCGAGUGGCUGGCCGUGGUGACGGGCAGCCCUGACGAGGCUCGCAGCUGGCUCACGGGCCUGCGCUACCUCAUGGCCGGCAUCAACGACGAGGACUGCCUGGCCAAGCGGCAGCGAACGCGCGACCAGUGGCUGAAGCAGACCUUCAUGGAGGCCGACAAGAAUGGCGAUGGAUCUCUGAGCAUCGACGAAGUCCUGCUUCUCAUGCACAAGCUCAACGUUAACCUUCCCCGCAGGAAGGUUAAGCAAAUGUUCCAGGAGGCCGACACAGACACCGACAAGGGAACGCUGACCUUUGAGGAGUUCUGCGCCCUUUACCAGAAGAUGUCCACCCGCCGUGACCUCUACCUGAUCCUGCUGCGCUACAGCAACCGCAAGGACCACCUGACGGUCGAUGAGCUUCAGCGGUUCCUGCAGAUAGAGCAACAGAUGACGGACGUGAGCAGGGAGCACUGCGUGGACGUCGUCAACAUGUUCGAGCCAUGCGAGGAGAACAAGCAGCAAGGCCUUCUGGGAAUUGACGGUUUCACAAACUACAUGCGCAGUCCGGAGGGUGACAUUUUCAACAUGGAGCACUACAAGCUGAACCAGGACAUGAAGCAGCCGCUGUCUCACUACUUCAUCGCUUCGUCCCACAACACGUACCUGACCGGCGACCAGCUCAUGUCGCACUCCCGGGCCGACAUGUACGCCUGGGUGCUGCAGGCCGGCUGCCGCUGUGUGGAAGUGGACUGUUGGGACGGACCGGAUGGAGAACCCAUUGUCUACCAUGGCCACACGCUCACGUCAAAGAUCCUCUUCCGCGAUGUCAUCGAGAUCAUCAACAAGUAUGCCUUCGUCAAGUCACAGUUCCCGGUGAUCCUGUCCAUAGAGAACCACUGCAGCGUGCCGCAGCAGAAGAAGAUGGCCGAGUGCAUGCGCGAGAUCCUGGCCGACAAGCUCGACCUGUCGCGCGUGGCGGACGGUGACCCCAGCCGGCUGCCUUCUCCACAGAGCCUCAUGGGGAAAAUCCUCGUCAAGGGCAAGAAGCUGCCGGCGAACAUCAGCGACGACGCGGAGGAGGGAGACGUCUCGGACGAGGACAGCGCUGACGAGAUCGAGGAGGCGUGCAAGCUCAUCAACGGAGACAACAGCAGCCCCCACCGCAAGCUGGUGGAGUCGUUCGCCAAGAGGCGCCUCGAGUUCAUGAAGAAGGAGUCCAAGCUGAGGAGCCACGAGGAGGAGGUUGAGGAAUUCACCAUCGGAGCCCUGCCCCGUGCCACCAAGCCCGCCAUCUGCCUCCAGCAAGAGCAGCUGCCGAAGUCGGAGGGAACAGAGGUAACGGAGGAGUUUGCCGUGAGAAAGAGACGCUCCAUCAUCCGAGCAUUUCAAAAGGAAAAGAAACGGAACGUGAAGCCAAAGGUUGCGGCAGACGAGGCCGAGCAAGAGAAUGGCACUCAGUCGGACUGCGCCCGACUCAAUGGGCAGGAGAGCCGGAGCAGCUGCUCGCACCGCGCCUCCCCUCGCCGCGGUCCGGGCAAAACCAUGAAGCUGUCGCGAGCACUGUCCGACCUGGUGCAGUACACGCGCUCUGUCGCCGUGCACGACGUCGAUCACGACGCGGUGGCAAGCAGCUGGCAAGUGUCGUCCUUCAGUGAGAACAAGGCGAGCCAAAUGCUACAGCAGAAAUCGCAGGCGUUCCUUGCCUUCAACCAGCGGCAACUCUCACGCAUCUACCCUUCCUCCUACCGCGUCGACUCCAGCAACUUCAACCCGCAGCCCUACUGGAACGUGGGCUGCCAGAUGGUGGCUCUGAACUAUCAGACAAGUGGACGGGUCAUGGAGAUGAACAGGGCUCGUUUCAUGGACAAUGGCAACUGCGGAUACGUCCUCAAGCCCGACUGCAUUUUCGAUGGAACCUUCCGCCCGUUCUCAGAAGACCCCUUGCCAGGCUACCCCAAGACCCAGCUCAUCGUGAAGGUGAUCAGUGGGCAGCAACUCCCAAAACCCCCAGACUCCAUGCUCGGCGACAGAGGAGAGAUCAUUGACCCCUUUGUGGAGGUGGAGAUCAUUGGGCUGCCGGUUGACUGCUGCAAGGAACAGACUCGAGUCAUCGACGACAACGGCUUCAACCCCGUGUGGGACGAGACUCUGGUGUUCACGCUGCACAUGCCGGAGAUGGCGCUGAUCCGAUUCCUCGUGUGGGACCACGACCCCAUCGGCCGAGACUUCAUCGGGCAGCGCACCAUCUCCUUCAACGGCAUGAUGCCCGGUUAUCGCCACGUGUACCUGGAGGGAGUAGCGGAGGCUUCGGUCUUUGUGCACGUGGUCAUCAAGGAGUUCUCUGGAAAGAUCAAACAGGUCGGCGGUCUCAAGAGCCUCUUUUCGAGAAGCGUCAAGCACGGCUCGCUGGACAGCCGCACGUCCUACUUCUCUCGGCGGCGCUCGCUCGGCAAGGACUUCCUCCGGCGCACGUCCAGCGUCCCCGCCAAGGGCCGCAGGAAGAACAAGUCCAUGUCGCUGCUGGUUACCAUGGAGAAGGAGGGCGAGGUCGCGGAGCAGCCGGCGUGCGGCUCGGCCGCCGCCGCCGGCGCCGUCGUCGGGAACCCCGGCGAGGCUCUCGCGGCCGACGGGAUGACGGCGACCGCGGCGCCGGUGACCUCGGCUCCGUCGCGGCGUGACGUCGCCGCGGAAGAAGAGGAGGAAGACGACGGCGGCGGCGACCGCGACGCGAGCUCCCGCGGGGCGCGGGCGGACGGCGAGGGCUGCCGCGAGGGAGGUGGAAUUGGUUCUGCAUGCCCGCACUCUGCUCCAGACAACCAUGCACACUCCAGCGACCUUCGCUCGAGCACUCCCCCACAUCCUCUUCUUCUCCACAUGAUCAACCGUGCGUCUCUGAAGAGGGCUUCUUCUCAAAAAUCUCAGAGCAGUGACCCUCCGUCGCCGACCUGCGGGGCCAACCCCGAUGCGAGCCCGGCGGCAGGCGGCCCCACAUCCCGGCCCGACGCACGACAUUACGCGAGCCACCCACUGCUCAGCCACCACGCUUCCAUCGAGUCCCAGGACAGAGAUCUGUCGGCGGCUUCGGACAGCGCCGAUUCCAUCAACGGCUUCGACGGGGACAUCAACACGAGUUCAGAGUCGUCUUCCGACGAGACACUGGCGAAUCGCGCCGAGCCAAUCCCGGGCUCGCAAAACCACGGUCUCGUUACCGGAGAGGUGACACGGAGAGCGGGACACUGUCCAGAUCCCUUAGACAAGAGCAUGAAAAGAAGCUCCAUUGAGUCGUCGCCAAUGUUUUCGGUGAACGUCACUGCCAAUGACAAGCUGUGGAGACCGCUGGACGGCAAGAGCGUGCGCGACAGCGUGGCAUCCGCGUCGAGCGUCUCAUCGGCCGACACGGUCAUUGACGCCUUUUCGUAUGAAGGCCGCUCGUCAAUUGCAAUGCUGAAGAAGAAGCACCUGGAAAAUGUGUUCCUCAGAGGGGACACGGUGGGCCCAGAUCCCCGUUGUGUUCCCUGUGAAUUGUCCGGAGCAAAUGAGUUGGUGUCUCCCCCAGCGUCGUCUCGCCUGAACGAGCAAAUGGCAGUGGACAGUAGAGUGGGUGAGGGUGGGAAAAACGACGUAGCCAUUGGAAAUCAAACAAAACUGGAAGCUGCUCGAUCGGACUUCACUGCAAAGCUAAUUCCGGAUGCAAAUGGCAUGUCUAAUAAUCAAAAUAACAACCACAUAAAUGUGAGAAAUGAGGACAAUUCAUCAUCAGCUCUUGGCUCUAAUGAAGGAAAGGUGCCUUUCGGUGUUGUCCAGCUUCGAGAGAAGAAGUCCACAAUGCCUGAUUCACAAGGCCAAAUAGAAAGCAACGUGCCACACUUUCGUUUUCCAUCAGAAAAGCCAAAUAAUGAUUUGGAGAGGCCGUACGAUAACAGGCAAUCGCUUUCAAGCUUUGAGAGGGUAGCAAUGUUGAAAAGGGAGUUCAUGGGCAUCUUGGGACACCAGUGGAACGACGAAGUAGAUUCGGGAAAUAGAACGAAUGAUGAAUAUCCUCAAGUUACACCUGCUAUGGAAACUUGCUCCGCAUUGCCAAGUGGAAAUGAACCUUUUAAAAGGUCCAUGUCUUAUGAUGUCGCAUACUUCAGCCCGGACUCGGCUGCGGUGAUGCGUAAAGACAAACUUAACGGACCACCAUUCAGCGCAACAACCGUCUUCGGGGGAGCAGAAGAGAUUCCACCAUCCACCAAUGGCGAGACGUCUGGGCCGGAUCCCUGCGACGGAACGCGAGUGCGGGAGAUGAGCGCGGACGGCGAUACGAUCGGCGAGGAUCAGGAGCCGUCGCCCAACAGCGGCGUGCUGCUCAGGACGCUGUCGCUCGACCCGGCCACGUCGAUGAGCGCAGGCAAGAGGGCGGCCGCCGGCGCCCACGAACGCCGCGCGCGCUGCGACACGGUGGCGGCCGCUCGCCCGUCGUGGAACAGGCUGUACAUGCAGACGCUCGUGCAGUCGAGCAAGGCGGCGGCCGAGGUGAACUGCCCCACGGGGCGACAGGCCGCAGCCAAGUCCAAGAGCUUGGGGGACCUGACAUCGGACGACAUCGUGAGCAACUUCCAGAGCAAGUACAAGAGCAUCUGCCGCAGCUUUAUCACAAAGUCGAUGCGCGAGCAGCGCAGGAUGGUGGCACUCGGGCGCCUUCCGAACCAACCACAGAACCCGCUGACCGAGCAGAUUAUUCAGCUCGCGACGCUGACUCAGGACGAGGUGCCCGAGUACACGUCGUCGCCCCCCCAACGUGCGCCUGAAGGCUCGACCUCUCCCAGGUUGAGGUCGCCCGGGACGCAGAACCUCAGCCCCACCAGCCAUGCGAGAGAGGUCCUUCUCGUACGGUCCCGCGUUCUCUGGCUCCCGGUCGAGGAGCAUCAGCGACGGCAGCUCCCUCCACCGCAGAACGACCAUGCCGGUGAAUCUCUUGAGAAGCGUCUCCACGGAGCAGCAGGGCGCUUCGGGCCCACAGAGGAGGCUGCCGAGCGGACAGCCGCCGAGCAGCGCGCUCAAGCGGAGUCAGUUUGCGCAGAGGUAUCCCGCGUCGAGCUACGGCUUGUUCAGGCACUCGGUGGGCUCGUUGGAUGGCAUCAAUGUCAACCCGCUGCUGACGGAGCGGCGGGAGGCACCGGACGGAGCCUGCUCGACACUCACCAAGGCCCGCUUCAUGGAGGAGCCCUCGGUGGUCGGGAAGGCGCCGUCCUACUCCGAGCCGAACCUCAGCGAGGAACCAGAGGUCUUCUUCAUGCUCAACCUGUAGCGCGGCCGUGCGGUCGGGAGUGUGCAUGCGGUUGUGGCGGCACGUGAAAUGAAUGCAUCACGCGCAUGAAAAUUCGCGGCGAGUCGCGGGUGUCCUAGUUUAGGCUGAGACUAGAAUUGGAUUUUUUUUUUAGUGCAGAUGAAUUGCAAAAAAAAGGGGUGGCAUUGUAAUGUUUUUUUUUUUACUAAUAUAAAGUAGUCAUUGGUAGAGUAUGCAUAUAAAUCGUACAUUUGUAUAGUGUAUUUGCAGUUUGUUUUAAAUACAAAAUCCCGACAUUGAUCAUCGUUAUCUACUGGAACCUGUUUAAUAGCAUGCUAUUUAAGCAGAUAUAACUUUAGAGUUAAAUUAAUCCCACACAGUUAAAAACAUAGUAUUUUUAGUAUAAUUCGGGACUGAUGCUACAUUAUCUUCACUUCCUAUAAAUGUGUACAUUCAGGGCUGGACCAUCUCUUUAUAUAAAUUGUAAUAUAUGCUGAUACCCAAAUGGGCAUUGAGACUAACUCGUAGAGCUAUCCAUCCCGUUUUUAAGUGUCCCCCAAGUAAGUGUAGUCUUUGCCAAGUGCUGUAGUUUUCAGAGUAGCGGAAUGUGUGAUGCGUACGACACAGCAGAGAACACACGUGCCCCAGCAUGUGCGGCGGUACUUCCGAUUGGUUUUCCAAGGCAUUUAAUCGAUAUUAUUACGGACAACGGCGAUUGUUCGCAGACCAGCGCUACCACCUUUCACUGCACGACAGUGCCUUCAUACAGCCAACCAAUCAAUCGCUUACACCCCAAUGCAUAGCUUUCAUUUCUUUAUAUGCAAACACAUGUUGCUGUAUCCCUCAUCUUAAUAUACACACAAGUGUGUGUGCAUAUACGAAAAGUGUAUCUGCAUAUACAUGCAUGCGUGUAUGUAUAUGUGUGUGUACAUAUGGUAGAUUAUAUAUGCAUAUUGUGCUGUAUUGUAUAUACAUUUGUGUAAAAUACGUACAUGCAUACGUAAAAAUUCCAAUAUUUCCGUCGAGUAUUAAUGUAAUAAAAUGUAUAAGAAAGCAAAAUCUACUUGUGAACAAAAACACAUUAAUAUGAGGCCAAUAAGACAGCUCAGAUAAUUUAUUAGAUUUGCGUUCAUUAUUCUUGAGGCAUGUUGAAAGCAUUUUAACAAUCUUUAUUUUAAAAUACAUCCCAUGAAACUAAAACAUAAAAAAACAUUGUGACAUUGCACACAAACAGAAUAUCAUGGCAGAGGAGUUACUGCACCUGAGUAGGUUUACGGCCACUCUGGAGAUGGAGCGAUGAGAUUAGUUUGAGCAGGAGUGAGACCAAUUGGAGCAUCGCAGGAUUGUGGUGGAUGGUGGCAGUGUGAAGAGACCUUCAUCCAGUAGUGGACAGAACAUGGCUAAUCAUAGUAACAGUAACGGUGACUGCAUUCGCUGCUGUUAAAUGUGAUCCUAAAUAUUUAUUAUACGGGCAGUCCCAGAAAUACGACUUAUGAACAUCAGCUCUUACGAACGAACCGCCAUAAGAUGUUAUUAUUUUUAGCCAUCCGGCUAGCAAAUGUUCGUUCGUACUUACGAACCGAACUGCGGAACUAUUUUGUUCGGCGAAGCAAUCCUCCGCAAGAUGUGAUGAGUCCUAGCAUCAUCCUGCAUGAUGUACAAUGACAGUGCUCCCCUUUAUUGUUGAACCAUAACACAUUUUAUGACACUGACCGUAAAUAUCGAGUUUUCGAGAUACGAACAAAUGGACUUACGAACGCAUCUCGGGAACGUAACUCGCCCGUAAGUCGAGGACUGCCUGUAACUGCGUGUGCAGUAAUCAGUGGCGUAGCCAUCGAGUGUGCAGGCGGUGCAACUGCUCCAGCUCCUACCGGCUGGAGGGGCCCAGAGGCAGAUCUACGAAGAGGGGGGACAUUCAAUUCCUUGCACCAGAAACCAUUCCAAUCAUUGCCACUGGCAGUAACGAGUAGAAAUUAAAAAAAAUGCUUAAUAUGUGUUAUACUUCAUCCCGUUUUUACACAAAGGUAGAGGCGAUUGGCACACAUGCUUUUUUCAUCAUUAUUAUUUAUCAGGCCUGACCUUUAGUAAUCAUUUAAAUCAAUUUCCUGGGGAUGACCCUUCUCAUUUGUUCUCAUUUGUUAUCCGUCCUGUAACUCGGUGUGUGUUGCCCAUGAUGUGUACACGUAGAACUGGAUAAAGUCCACGAGAUUACCUGUGCUUAUUCUUGUUAUUACGCUUGUUUACCCAGGAAACCCUCACUCAAUCUCAAGACUCUUUUUCUUUUUUUCGGGAAGGUCCUGCCAAGUUUUUCACAGUGUGGGGCGAUGUUGCUGCUCUCUGUAAGUCCAGUAAGAGUCAUUUGCCGGUAUUUGUUGAUGCGUUUGGAUGUUUUGGCCAUUACCAGUUACCUUGUUGUACUUUUGUGUUUGUUUUACUUUUGGAGAAAACUGGAGAACCCGGAGGAACAUUGGGGAGGACAUACAAACGCCACACAGCAGAGGUCGCAAACGGGUUUUGAUUCCUUACCCGUACCCGUACCCGGCCGCACCAGGGUCGCAAACGGGUACCCGUACCCUACCCGAUACCCGGCUACCCGUACCCGGCCGGGUAUCGGGUAGGGUACGGGUACGGGUACCCGAUUGCGACCUCUGGGAUGAAGCCAUGUUGCAGGCGCGGGUGGGUUGAUUCUAGGAACUUGAAUUGUGAGAAGAGACAAGACGUUGGGAAAUGAGUGACAAACGGUGACUCACCAGUGACUCACGGCCUACCCUUAUCCGUACCCGGCCGCACCAGGGUCGCAAACGGGUACCCGUACCCGGCCGGGCAGGUAGCCGGGUGUCGGGUAGGGUACGGGUAUCGGGUAUGGUACGGGUAUCGGGUACCGAUUGCGACCUCUGCCACACAGAAAGGCACCCGAGUUGGGAAUCAAACCCAGGGCCUUGUUGCUGCGAUGUGCAAGUGUUGCCACUGCGCCCCCCUGCCGCCCACUUAAGACACUUUCAGGGUCCCUCAGCUUUGUGUCUUAGAUGUCUGCCCUGCUACCCCUACCUCCCCGUGUACCCCAACAACAGGACUGAUGGCAGUGAUUGGUUUAACGGAGUCACGUACAUCGAAAACACAGAGCGAAAGAAGAAACAUUUAAAAGUGUAUCGCUUAAGCAUAUCUAAACACUCGGAAUUAUGAUGAUGCAUUACAAUCCAGUGUUUUUGUGAUGAGAGAAAUCUGGAUAUAGAAUACUUCAACGGUACUGUGAACUAAUCAUCAACGAUGCUCAUCGAGUAACACUGAGCAAUGUGCAGCGUGCAUUAGAGACCUUUGUACAUAAGAGCUGUCUAGGCACGUUGUUCAAGUGGGUGUGAGGUUUUGGGACCGGUGUUCGACAUUUCUCCAAUCUAAUAUUGCAACAUUAUACAUUCUAGCAGGAACGUCGUCCCAUAGACAUUGCGAUGGUCCUGGCAUUUGGUGAGCACCACAUUAAGAAGUCAAUUCUAGAUUUGAAGCUUUCGUGACUGCAAGGAUUCAUAUUCUUAGGUUUUUUCGGUAAAGUCACGUAGGUAAAAAAAUUACAAUUAAUAAAAGUAAAAUAAAAAUACAGUAAAAUAAAAAUCACGACGUUUCGGAGGCAACACAAGCUUCCGUCUUCAGGUGGAACCGUCACAGCACGAUUAUUUUAUUUUUAUUUUACUUUUAUUAAUUUUAAUUUUUUACCUACGUGACUUUACCGAAAAAACCUAAGAAUAUUAAGAAGUCAAUCCGUUGACGUUUUUUGACAUUGGCCCCAUAAUGUUAAUUUGAACAAAUCAUGACACUUCCACUAACCUACUGAUGGUGUAAUGAUACAAGCAACCUCCUACAGCCACGAGAGGCCGCUAUAGUCACUGCAAUGUUAAUAAAGAGGAUCGAUCCUUCGAUUGAAAUUGCGACCCUGAGCAAGUUGGCACAGGUGGAAUGAAUCACGACGCAGCUAUAGAUGCACCCACCUCUGCUGUAAUAAUACAGGCUGAUCCAUUGGUAGACACUUCACUCAAAUAACGUGUGGGGGAAGAGGGGGUCGGGGAUAGAGACAUUUUAAUUAAAAACCUUGGCAAGUCUCACACCAAUGACAAUACACUUCUUAGACAUUUUAAUACUCCCCAAAAUACUUUGUUCACCAUAGCCAAUGUAAUUAGUAAGAUGGUUGUUAGAAAGCUGAAGAUGUCUGUAAAGGGAUCACCUUGUAUAACAAAACAUGUACAUUCAUUAACACAUCCUUUGAAUGUAACCAUUAGUAUUGCUUUCCUUGAUUAAUUUCACCUUCCUUUGAAAGUAGUUACAGCAUUCGAUACACAUUGUAUACAACCUGUAUUCUGUGAAUAUUAACACAAAUAUGGCAAAAAAGAA